Messenger RNA from Acanthosepion pharaonis, 456 nucleotides. Lineage: Eukaryota; Metazoa; Mollusca; Cephalopoda; Sepiida; Sepiidae. The record is from the annotation of a GenBank genome assembly.
AUGAUUUUAACUUUUAUUUUUCUGUUCCAUUCUAUUCUUCCUUCUGUCCUUUUUAUUCCUUUUUCUUCACCCCACCCCAACCUUUUUCAAUGUUCAUCUUGUUCAUUAUCUCUUUCUUUGUCGUUCUCUUCUUUUCGUCUCUUUCUUUAUUUUUCCGCCUCCUUACUAAUUUUCUUUCUUCUUUUUUUAACCUUACCAUCUUUCAUUUUUACUGCCUUUUCUCGAUUUUCUUUCUUUAUUUCACGAUAUUUUCUCUCUCCAUUAUUUGAUAUUUAUUCUUUUCUUCCUUUUCCAUCUUACCUUUUAUUAUCUCUUUCUCUCUUUUUUUCAUUUUUUUUUAUUUUUAUGUUUCCUUUGUUUUACUAUUUUUUUUUUAAUUUUAUUCCUUUUUUUCUUUUUUUCUUUCACCAUUUUCACUUUCACAUUUUCUUUCUUUUUCAUUUUUUUUUUCUUUAA